Chlorella variabilis is the source of this 639-nucleotide messenger RNA. RefSeq lists its product as hypothetical. The transcript is spliced from 4 exons. NCBI's taxonomy places the organism in Eukaryota, Viridiplantae, Chlorophyta, Trebouxiophyceae, Chlorellales, Chlorellaceae. The record is from RefSeq and is a predicted model, not a curated record. Bases 1 to 639 code for a protein of 212 amino acids.
AUGACAGGGGAGGCGAAGCCCAAAGCCCCCAAAAACUUCUAUACUCAAGCCAAGAAUGACCCCAAGGUGCUGGCCCAGAGGGCGGAGCGCCAGGCGGAGCUGGACCGCGCGGUGGAGCAAAUGCUUAAGGACAACCCGGGCAAGGUGCCGCGCUGGGACCAGGAGAGGAUCAUGAAGAUGGACCGCUUCUGCCUGGAGAAUGGCAAGCGGUGCAUCAUGUGGGAUGAUGACGGCGCCGGGUUCUACCUGAUGCUCAACUGGGACUGGCUGCGCAACCGGCCCAUGGAUCCGGCAUCGUGGGAGGAGCAGAUGGAGCGGGAGCAGGGCUGGUACCGCAACGUCCGCCACCUGCUGCACAAGCCGCUGCUGGACACCACGGUAGCCGAGGAGAAGCUGGCUGCCUGGAUCGACGAGCACACCAUGCGGGUGCAUGGCGGCUUCCUGGACAAGCUGCCCAAGCUGCGCAAGGGCGACACCAAGUAUGGGGUGGUGCUGGAGGACCCCUACUGGCAGGAGCUGCAGGCGGUAGAGUCCUGGAACCCAGCGCCAGGGCUCAAGCGGCCCCCGGCUCCCCCGGCGUAUGCCACGGGCGUCUACCCGCCCCCCAAGCCGGCAGCGGCGCCACAGACGGCGAAGUAG